UGCAGAUGACAAACUACACCUCAUCAUUGAAAACUCCAUACUUGAGAAGUUAAAUCGUUUGUAUCAUAUAUUUGGUUGAAUUCGUUUAAAUAGCCAGAUUUUACCCAUCAAGAUGGUACUACCUUUAACUAGCCUGUUGAGGAUUACACAAUGCAUCUUCAUAUUUGCCAUCUCAGGUUCCCUGUCAGUGCCCUACUCAGUCACUCCAGCAGUUAUGAGCACCACCCCAACAAACAAAAUGGUAUUCCAGAUGGGCAUAAAGAUCACCAACCGGGUCUUCAAUGACUCCCUAUUGAAUCCCAAUUCUGAGGACUACAACAAAUUGUAUGGCGAGGUCAGCCAACUGCUUGCUGAUGCCUACAAGUCUCCUACAUCCGGAACAGCAUCCACUUAUGAGGGCGUUGCAACAAUGACUUUCAGAAAAGGAUCAGUGAUAGCAAACACUAUCAUAGUUUUCAACACAACGUUUAUCAAUGGAUUUGUGGUCAAGUUUGUUUUCCUGAGUCAUAUCAAAGCCAAUCCUUCUGCCCUUCUCCAGAUAAAUGCAAAUUCUAUUGAAUGUUCCCUGUCAGUGCCCUACUCAGUCACUCCAGCAGUUAUGAGCACCACCCCAACAAACAAAAUGGUAUUCCAGAUGGGCAUAAAGAUCACCAACCGGGUCUUCAAUGACUCCUUAUUGAAUCCCAAUUCCGAGGACUACAAGAAAAUGUAUGACGAGGUCAGCCAACUGCUUGCUGAUGUUUACAAGUCUCCUACAUCCGGAACAGCAUCCACUUAUGAGGGUGUUGCAACAAUGACUUUCAGAAAUGGAUCAGUGAUCGCAAACGCUGACAUAGUUUUCAACACAAAUAAUAUCAAUGGAUUUGUGGUCAAGUUUGAAUUCCUGAAUCAUAUCGAUGCCAAUCCUUCUGCCUCUCUCCAGAUAGAUACAAAUUAUAUUGAAUGAUGACCCACGGAAGAAGAAAAAACAGGCAAACUCUUGUCUGCAGAACAAGAUCUGACAAAGAUGAGCUACAAGCAAAACCAAGUCACAGCCUCUGUAGAUACUGUAUUGUUUGUCAGGAAUUUAGCAUGUUAUAUUGGAUGAAAAUGAUUGGAAUGAGUGAUUUCAUACAUUUGUAUUUAUUCCACAAAUUUUGUGCAUAAAUUUUGGGCAACCUUGCUAGUAUUUUUGAACUGUAUCUGAUGUCGUCAUAUUUGACCCUGUUAUGAACCACCCUGUUUUGCGUUGCAUCAUGUUCAACUGCUCAAUUGUAUAAUGCUAAAGAUGAAUGUUAAAUAAAAUAAUAAAAUCAAAGAGUUCCUUAA
Molecule: messenger RNA, 1308 nt
Organism: Oncorhynchus kisutch (coho salmon)
Lineage: Eukaryota; Metazoa; Chordata; Actinopteri; Salmoniformes; Salmonidae
Exons: 9
Coding region: 113-946 (277 amino acids)
Source: RefSeq, a predicted model, not a curated record